GCGGGCUCCAAGUAAGCAUUGACUUCACUCAGGCUUUUGAUCGGGUAGAUCGAGGCUUGCUCAACUCAGCCCUACUUAUGAUGAAAGUCCCGGAGGAGCUACGGAGCUUAAUCAUGCAGUGGGUGGAGACCACGACAUUUCAUGUUGUACAGGAUGACGAAGAUGAGAUGUUUGCCGCAUCCAGGGGGAUACGUCAAGGCUGCUGGUUAUCUCCGACAUUAUGGGUAUGCGUCUCAGUCUUUCUUCUGCACACCAUUGAACAGGAGUUGGGGGAACGAUGGUGCAACGAUCACUUGGUGGGAUUCGCAGACGAUACCCAUUUGCGAUGGGAUAUCUUCACAGCUCCGCAACUUCACCAGGCCUUGGACCAAGCCCAUCGGGUACUUCACAUUCUGGAGCAGGCGCGUCUCAAACUCAGCAGGGACAAAACCGUAUGCUUAUUACGAUUGGAAGGAGGACAAGCAGCCCACAUUAAGCGAAAGAUCACGGAGAAGACCAAAGAUGGUCGGUACCUCAAGUUAGGAGCAUGCAUCACCUACGGGGACUUUGAACACAAGAACGUGAAGCACAGAGUUCAUGCAGGCAAAGUUGCAUUUCAGCGUGUACGAAAAUUCCUCAUGGCCGAAAAAGCGGCAUCACUACAGAAGCGACUUCGACUCUGGAAGGCCAUCGUCAUCCCCACAGUCAUGUACUCGAUCACCGCGUCAGGCUUGCUCCCCAAGGGAUUCGAUUUACUCCGCAUUAUGUUGACCCGACCGGCGAGGGCUAUCGCACGAAGCCCAAGGUAUCGGACAGGGGGGGAAAACGGCGAAGACAUCAUCACAGAAUCGGAUGAGAGCUUUUGGCGCAAGGUCGGGUUGUGCUCACCGGCGGAGUUGGUUCGACAACGCCUCGAGGCCACGGUUACACGUACCAAGCAGUUCUGCAGCACGCUACCAGAAAAGGAUGCACGGGGUGGAUGGCAUGCCGACGUGCUCUAUGUGCGGGCAUCGUUUCUUGAGGAGCAUGAGGCCAGAACAUUUCAGUGGAGACGGUCGCAGUUUGCUCGCAUCACAGGCACAUGUGAAUGGUGCGACAAGAAAGUGAGCAGAGGUGAGAAUGCGGAUACAAUGAGUGCCGGAACCGAGCUUGUGACAGUACCGUUGCCAGAAGUUGCGGCGAACAAACAUUGGACCAAACAGUGUGGGCAACUUCCAAACCAGUGGUUGAAGCUCUGUGUACACAGUGGGCCACCAGCCUCAAAAGUCCUUGUCAGUUUUGCGGAGGCUGCCUUAAAGCAUUCACUAAGUGCUACUCCGGCGGUCGUUGACGAUAGCGGGCCAAACCUCGGAGGGGGAGUUCCUGGAAAUCUUCGGGGCAACGAUGCCGGCUCUUCGGGACAUUGUGGCGAAGAGGGCAGCGGAGGGAUCAGGACAGCACGGGCCAAACAAACGGCCACACUUGGAGACUACAAAGGUUUCCAAGGGCAAGGGCUGGGGCAAGGGAAAUCGCGGCGGAAACGGAUGGAACAAUCGGUUUCACAGCGCGAACUCCACUCAGAACCCGAACAGAUCUCCACAGAGGAUUGGCAGCACAUGAUGCACAUCAUAUCGCGCCUCUUAGUGCAACACGACACGGAAUUGCAGAUGCUAAAGCUGGACAAGCAGUACCUUCUCCACUUCGAGAUGGGGCCCCAGGGAAUGGUUCACAUGUUUUGGGAAGCUGCUCAGGUUUGGAAGAAAGCCAGAGACGAACAGCCCCCGAAAGUGGACAAAUCGUUGAGGAUCACCCUUCUGCUGUGCAUGAUGAUGGAGUUGGAGGGCCGCUUGGACAAGAUGAUGGUUCACGAACAGACCAAGGACAACUUGAUCAAGCACGGCUGGUUGCAGACGACCAUGGGGCAACCGGCAUGGCCCUACAUG
Messenger RNA from Symbiodinium necroappetens, 1901 nucleotides. Lineage: Eukaryota; Dinophyceae; Suessiales; Symbiodiniaceae. The record is from the annotation of a GenBank genome assembly.